Messenger RNA from Haliotis rubra (blacklip abalone), 5894 nucleotides. RefSeq names its product F-box only protein 10-like. Gene Ontology annotation, molecular function: protein binding. The record is from RefSeq and is a predicted model, not a curated record. Bases 838 to 4221 code for a protein of 1127 amino acids. The transcript has 16 exons. Gene Ontology annotation, biological process: ubiquitin-dependent protein catabolic process; protein ubiquitination; regulation of apoptotic process. Lineage: Eukaryota; Metazoa; Mollusca; Gastropoda; Lepetellida; Haliotidae.
GUUUUACAAGCUAUGGAGCACAUGUGACAAAUGUUUUAACAGUCCGUGCAUUUUUAUUAUAUAACUGCGAGGAAGCGCUUACUGUCACGUGACCCGGAAGUAGUUACUGAACCGAGCCUCGUUUGUUUAUGUUUACGAGGUGAUGGUCGGACGCAUCAAACUGCGCUAUCGACAAAUAAAGUUCACGGAUAUAUACUGCAAUGUCACAACCCACAUAUAAUGUAAUGUAUGUUGUAACGAAUUUGUUGACUAGAUCAGGGCGCUUAUGAACAAUCUGAUUAGUUGAGAUUUCUGAGGGCGGCGUGAUUGCUGAACACAAGAUCAGCAGAACUCCUGUCUUCGAUUCCAUAAAUGUGGUAACACGAUCAUCUCUAUGUUAUAAGCUGCAAAAGCUUUCUUUAUCCGAACUAAUGGUAAUUACAGACAUAAACGUAUUGUUUUUGUAAUUGUGAACGUACUGUAUUCUCAAGCGUACUUUGUUAUACAAUGUAGAUCAUCUUGCAAAAUAGAAGCGCUGUUAAAGGAAAGGCACUAAUUCUCAAGCAAGAGUGAAGUGAUACAGAACGGAACAGAUCUGUAUACAUGUGAUGAAGAUUAACAGAACAGCAUGCUUGUAUUCAUGAAAGGUCCUGAAGUAAAAUGGGUAAAGAAACUAAAUUCAUCACCAUGACAACAAGGGAAACUGAUUCAAGAGAAAGUGACCAAAAUUAUUCUUGCAUAGAAUAUGUACUGGUCCAAAAUAUCUGUAGCAUGCUUGGCAGAAGAAAAUAUCCAACUCGAGUGCUAAUUCAGAAUGGGUGUCAUUGUUUCGAUUCAAGUGCCUAGCAAGAAUUGACAAUGUCUACAACUACGGUGAAAACGGAUACAAUGAGCAAGGUGCUGCCAGGGGACAAGAGUGGUCUCCCUUGGGAAAUAUGGCAGAUGAUACUUUCAUAUCUUAACGCAGCAGACCUGUGUCGAGGGUGCUGUGUGAGCAAAACCUGGAAUGAUCUUAUCCUCAGUUUAGAUGGAUCAAGAUGGAAGGAACUGUACCUAAAGUGUGAAGACUGGAAGCAUCCAUUCUGGCCACUCAACAUUCAUUCCGAGCCGCCAUCUUGGAAACAGGCAUAUCAUGAUCAGUACUUGUCAACAAGGCAGUGGUCACAGUGCUCGCGAGAUCUCAGUCACAGCAGCUGUCUAUAUGUUCUCAAGCGGAAAAAAGAUAGAAAAAUUAUACGAGUCGGACGUGGGAAAGAACAUUCUUCGUUAAAAAGUGCUCUUUCUGUGGCCAAUGACUUUGAUCGGAUAGAGGUUUAUCCUGGAAUCUAUGAUGAACAAUUUGAGAUGACAUCCAAAAUUCCUUUUGAGUUGGUUGGCGUGGGAGAACUUGGUAGUGUUAUCUUAGUGGUGUGUAUAGAACAAAUUGCCCUGACUGGACGUCUGAGCAAUCUUGUAUUGAGAGCACCGUGGUUCACAACAUUUAUUCUCAAGAUUCGAGCUGGGUACCUUCAGUUGGACAACUGCAUUUUGGAGGAUGGUAUGGUGUAUGCGCAGAACCCUGGGACGUGUCACAUCCGAUUCUGCACAUUCCGUCACGCUACCAUCAUUCUACAACAUAUGAAUGUCAGUGUUAUUGAAAACUGUGAAUUUUCCCAGAGUGACACAGCAGAUAUCAUUGUUGAAGGGUAUUCGAAGGAUGAGAGAAACUGGACUUAUUCUUACCUGCGAUCACGGAUGAAUUCAAUAUUUUCACAGAAUCGUCGUCAGAGGAGACAAUCACUCAUAACUAUGAAAACUACUGAGUCUCAUGCGUCAACCAUGCAUUCCAUGACUGCAUCUUCAGCUCAUCUGGCCAAUCACAGUUCAGAUUCAGCGUCACAUGAUCAUAAUGACCAAUCAGGUACUUCAUAUUGUGAUUCGCUGGAACCAUCCCAAAACAUUCCAAAUCCAAUGCUUGUCAGCAAUGGGGUAGCUGAUCAACCACCUGCAGAUUUACCGGAAACUACAGACAAUCAAAAUUCAUCCAAUACUCAAGGUUCUGUCAGUCAUCAACAUGAAUCUAUUUCAAACUCUAAUGAUUCCAAUGCCAACUUACAGGCAACUUCAGAAAGUGUGAUGCAAGAACCCGUCCAAAAUCAGAAUGAGGCUGCAUGUAUUCAUGUAGAGGCUGCAGUAAAUGAAAAUGAGGCUAGGGUAGAUGAAAAUGAGGCCCAAGGAGGGGCAGAUAAUGCAGAGGCAGCAGCAAUACAAGUACCACACUUAGAUUUGAAUGAAGGCAACUUUGAAAAUCAGCCACGCCCAGAUAGUGGGCAGAGUCUUCACUCCAGAUUGUCAUUUGACAGUGAGGACAGCUUGUCUUUCCUUGAUGACCUUGACUCUGCAAGAUCAAGUUCACCAGAUGUUGGUCGACCUGGCAGUAUCAGCAGCAGCAGUGAUGAUGACGAGGAUAUUGAAAGAAUCGUACACACAGACUCGGAUGAUGACUUGUCAUCAGGGGAGGAGUCUGUCAUCAUGCUGCCUCACCUGCGGCAGAAACACAUCCAGGCAUCAAUAUCUGCACAGGGCGUCAAUGCUGAUAUUGUUUCCAUCAGUAGCCAGACAUCUCAACCGAUUCCAACUGAUGUCAUUCAGGACAGCCUCAUGCGAUCUGUCGUUGAUCAGGUUCAGGGUUGUCUCAUACAUCAGUGUCGUAUGAUCCACUCGAAAGGCGGCGUCAUGGUCAGCCUCCAGGCACACGCCAUCGUGUCUGAGUGUGACAUCUGCAACGUUGGCUAUGGCAUCAGAUGUAUACAAAACUCAAGGGUGGUGGUUCUCAAGAACAAGAUCCACCAUUGUCGAACAUCUGGGAUCUUCAUGAGACUUGCUGCUUCUGGACUGAUAGCAGGUAAUGAUAUCCAUUCCAACAUGGAGGCCGUCAUAGACAUUCGGAAGAAUGCUGACCCCAUUGUACAGAACAACCGCAUCCAUCAUGGGAAGAGGUCAGGGGUCGUAGUGCUGGGAAGUGGGCGUGGCCAGGUGAAGAAGAAUGACAUCUAUGAGAACCGAGAGGCUGGGGUUUACAUCUUGUACGGGGGGAACCCCACUGUCUGUCAAAACCACAUCUAUGAUGGCAAGGCAGCAGGUGUGGCAGUGAAUGAGAAUGGAUGUGGCUUCAUAUUCGAUAAUGUCAUCCGUGGUAACCAGUGGGGUGGUGUUGACAUCCGACAUGGUGGUGAUCCUGUUGUCAGUGGCAACACUAUCUCACAUGGUAUCGGCGAUGGAAUUGUCAUUGGAGAGCGGGGUCGAGGAUCCCUGGAGAACAAUGUGAUAUCUGGUAAUGCUGGAUGUGGAAUUUGGAUUAUGAGUGCCUCCCAACCGUUUCUCCAUGGCAACCAAAUAAACAACAAUGGUGAUUCAGGGAUUAUGUUUGUCAACAAGUCCGAUGUGCAGCAUGUGCCAAAUGUCCCUGAUGGAAUGAACAUUGCAUCAUCCAGGAGUCUCGGGUACGGAGACGGCGAGGAGGGUCCUCCACGUCCACGAUGUGAUGUCGCCACAGUACAGUACAACAAUGUCUAUCAUAACUCAGGUAAGGGGAUAGUGAUACAGAUGGAGGAUGCCGUCCACGUCCACUUCAACGCUGUAUACGCCAACCUCUCUGACGGCAUCACAGUUAACCAAGAUUCUGCUGUGGUCCUGAAGAGCAACAGCAUCACCAACAAUUGUGGGACAGGCAUCGUCAGCGCUUCUCCCAGCAGCGAGAACCAGUCGAUCCAUAUCCAUGGCAACGGCGUAUAUGACAACCGUGACCACGGGAUUGUGUGUCGUUGUUGUAGUCAUAUCUCUCAGAAUGAUGUAGUUGGAAACCUCAACGGCGCCAUCAGCUUGGAUGGGAAUGCAUUGGUCACAGUUGUAGAGAACCGACUGCAGUGCCCCCACGGUCCCUGCAUGAAGGUGGUGGGUGUGACGCAGGGCGUGGUGGAGAACAACACAGUGUACGAGGGUAACAAGGAGACCUGGAUCCGACAUGAUGCCUUCAGUGAGAGACUGAUCCUAGCGAACAACGUACAGAGGCCGGGGACAGAGAGCAGCAAAUCAACAUUCAACAAAACCGAGUUCCUGAGAUCGCCUGCUCCCCGACCGGUGAUUGACCCCCCUCCCCCUCCGUCCGUCAUCCCUGCUCACAAUAUCAGCUCCAUCACUAAAGUCACAGUGCCCUCUGGUGAAGGAUGUGAGCAAGGGAGCAAACUCUGUGUGAUAUUGUAGCCAAGAUGAUAUUGUACAUUUGAAAAAUAUUUCAUGGUGACAAGUAUUUACUGAUUAUAUUGUAUACUCAGCAACAAAAGAAACUGACAUGUUUCAUGAUGAUAAAAAAAUAACUGAAAAAUGUUACUUUCAAACAGCACAGCCAUCCAAUUCUCACUGAGGACUCAAUAAGAUGAAGAACCAUGAAAUAUCAGUGCGACCAUGUCAUUUUAAAAGGUCAGUACCAGAUGUGGCCACCGUGAUCUUGAAUGCAUACAUGGUACUUGCAUCACAUGGGAACAACCGCUUAAAGGCCUGUGAGAUGGUGUUGCAGAUCAACACAAGUGAAUUCCGCGACUCUUGCUGGGUAUCUGAUGCAUGGGUUAAAUGUCAAAGAAAAUGUCCAAUCUCAUCCCACACAUGCUCGUUCCAAUUCCAUCCAGUGUGUGGAAUAGUUUCCUAAGUCUGCUAGCCAGUCGGGCUAGCUGUACCUGUAAGUUACUAGCCAACAAAAUAAUUCACUAGCCCGAAAUGUGAAUGUAUAACCUAAGUUAAAGAUUACAAAUAUAGAUGAGACGAAGAUAUUGACGGCAUGACACGGGUUUCAUCAUUAAGCUGCAAAUAUGAUGAACAUUUUUAUCAGGCCACAAUAUUGCAUUAUUUAUAAGUUUACUAUAACUUGACAAGUUGAAAAGAGUAAUAUAUUUACAAAAUGACCCAUGGAAAUUCACUAGCCAGUCAGGCCAGUGACCGUCGAGGUUUACUGGCCCGACUUGAAUUUUACUAGCCACGGGCUAGCGGGCCAGUGGCUAUUUCGCACACUGAUUCCAUCAUACUCUUUUAUUGAGAAGCAUGCAAGCUCAUGAAGAUUUGUAAUGGCUAAAUCAAUUGUUUAACCUGUGGGAGUACUCCUUCAAAGUGUGAACCAUCAUGUGCCAGUUUGCCGAAGAUUCUUGAUCAUUUAUCAACCAGCUUUUCACGUUUUCAUGGGAUGGUGUGACAGCCAAGUGGUUAAAGCAUUUCGUUUAUGACAUCAAACACAUGGGUUCGAUGUCCCAUAUGGUUACAAUGUGUGAAGUCAAUUUCUGGUGUCCCUAGUGAUAUUGCUGGAAUAUUGCUAAAAGCAGCAUUAAAUCAUACAAACUAUUUGAUGAUAAUCUUCUACGGCACAAGCUUCCUCCCUCCCCAUUGCAGUUGAUGUAUUAAAUCACUACAUACGAGCAAUACCUAUGGUGUUUACAACCAAAAACACUCCAUGAAAAUUACAAAAGAAAAUUGUUUAAACAGUUUCUUUUGUUGAUGAGUAUAUAUAUUCAGGGUAAUAUGUUUGUGAAGGCAACGUUGACCACUGUACAAUAUGUGCAACUGUUCUGUGAUAUUUGAGAUAGAAUAACUCACCUUGUCCCUCAAGUGAAAUUAUUCCAUUUGGUGUUGUCAAUUAUAUAUCUAUGCACAGAAUCUUAGGAUGUUAAAAUGAAACAAAUGAAGUUUAGUAAUGUCUUACAAACAGAAACACAUCAUGCGAACAUUUUGUUGAGUAAUUCUUAGUUGUAAAUGUGUAACCUGAGUAGAAAUCUUUUGGGGGUAUUGACCUUUGUCUCACUUGCACCAUCUUUGCUUGAGUGAGUGAGUGAGUGAGUGAGGUUAGUUUUACGCUGCCCUCGGCAUUAUUCUGUAAAUGAUUGAGUCUGGAC